Drosophila willistoni is the source of this 5384-nucleotide messenger RNA. It is a transcript of the gene Slob, whose product is annotated as slowpoke-binding protein. NCBI's taxonomy places the organism in Eukaryota, Metazoa, Arthropoda, Insecta, Diptera, Drosophilidae. The transcript has 12 exons. Gene Ontology annotation, cellular component: aryl hydrocarbon receptor complex; cytoplasm; nucleus. Gene Ontology annotation, molecular function: nuclear receptor activity; transcription cis-regulatory region binding; protein serine/threonine kinase activity. The coding region runs from base 53 to 4411 and encodes 1452 amino acids. The record is from RefSeq and is a predicted model, not a curated record. Gene Ontology annotation, biological process: regulation of transcription by RNA polymerase II.
UAGGAGGUUUGAUAUUGGGUGGAAUUGUUGUCAUUUCAUAUUGGAUAAGACGAUGCAGGACACUUGCAGUGAAGUCAACGACGCGACAGCGGCGACUCAGGAGCCGGAGCCGGAGCUUAUCAUCAACUGUCAUAGGCGUCAGUAUCAACAGCAAACCGCAAAAGUCAUCACCCGAUCAAAAUCAUCGUCGUCGCCGACGACGAAUGCUGCAGUGCAUCAAUUGAAACAACAGCAAUCCUUGCCGACACCAUUGUCACACCAACAGCACCAGCAACAACAACAACAACAGCAGCAGCAGCACCCAAACGACCAUCAGCACCACAAUCAUCCGCACGCCUCGAAAUCGGUAUCAAUUUUGGUCUACAAAACAUUGAAUACAGUCUUCAAGAGUAGCCGAAAAAUCAUUGUUCGUGUCUGUGAGGUAGCCAGCUCAAAGAAAUCAUUCACCAUGUUCAAGUUCAACAAGGCCGCCCAACAGCAACGGAUCGACAAUCGAGCCAGUGCGGUAACCGGGCAUGAUCAAUUUGUCCGACCACCUGUGCCGGAAAAGAAGGUGAAACACAUUAUGAAGAAGCUGCACAAGGCAAAUGGACUGAAACGUUCCAAUUCGGCAAUUGAAUUUGAUGUCUCAGCACUGACAGCUGCCAAUCGCCGUCAGAUUUACAGUAGCAAUCGCUCGGCCAGUUCGGAGCAAGAUAACUCAGAUCUAUCCGAGCACUCGGAGAAAUCGCCGCUGGUUAGUGCGAGGUUAGACAAUCUUGCUAGGCUCUUUUUUAGCAAAUCGAUGCCAGCGGAAACCGGAAGUAGAGAUACCAUAGAUUCAGUACUAACAACCAGACCAAAUAUCAAAUAUCAAUACUCGGCUCUGGACAGCGGCAAUGGCAUUGUGGAGCGAAGUCCUCGAGAGCGUGCCCAACGGGAACGUGCCUUGAAUGCCACACAAGAGUGGAUACAGAGCGCCAAUGGUCGCUAUGAGGUGAUUGCCCAUCUAGAUGAGAUUGGAUCGAGGCAUGGCAAGAACUGGUUUCUGGUCACAGAUGCAUCGGUUCGCACAGAUCGUCUAAUGACAUUGCUUUCUCUGCCCCCCGAUUGUGUGGCUUUCGAGGACCUGCCGCCCAGUGAAAGUGCCAGAGAUAUACUAAUGGAAUUGCUGGGCUCAUUGCAUCAUCCGUAUAUCUAUCCUGUAUUGGAUUUGGGAUUCUUGCGUAAUAGUUCAAAUAACUUUGCUUGCCUAGUCACACCAUUCAAUUCACGUGGCAGUCUCAAGGAUCUUAUCUAUAAGGCUCAAUGGAAUGAACCCUGGGCUAGAAAAUAUACACGGAAACCAAAUGGUUUGCCAGUAAGUCAGGUUCAACGUCUUGGCCGACAGAUACUGGAGGCUCUACUCUUUCUGAAAGAGCGUGGAUUUCCACUUCAUGGUCAUUUGCACAGCGGCAAUGUCAUAUUACAGAAUGGAGCUGCAAGAUUAUCGGGCCUUGAGAAUGGCCUUUUGGGUCUCAGUUCUCGCAUAAAUGCCGUCAUGUGGUCGCGUUCGGAAACAGAAAUUGAAAAUGUCGAUAUAAUAUGUUUUGGCCAUCUGCUGUAUGAAAUGUGCACGGGCCAAGAAUUGACCACACCAAAACCGUCCAUGCGGGUGCUCGAAAUGGAGCUACAGCAUUAUCCACAAAUUGGCCAGAUUCUAGAAAUCUUGGGUCUUAUAUUUGAGCCGCCAAGCGGCGUUUGCCCCUCCGUUGAGGACUUAGUCCUGUGCGAUCUCUUUCGCAGCAUUGAUUUAAGAGAGCUGCGUGGUCCCUGUUUUAGUACAAUUAAGCCAAGUCUCAGCAGAUCGACAUUGAAUCUGUUGCAUGCCGUCAAGAAACGUCAAUGCGCCUCAUUGGGUAACUCAUUCAGCGAGGCCAGCUCACCCUGUACACCGCCCUCUACGCCACAUGAUCGACGCACUGGAAUCAGCCGAACAAUGGACUCAUUUGACAUAUCAAGCGACUCGGAGGAGGGUCUGCUCGAGGAGAUUGUCGUGGGUGGAGGCGGCAGUUGCCAGCAUCAGCAGCAUCGACAGAGCCUGCUCCGAUUGCAGCACUGGCAUUCAUCGGCCAACGAGUCACCCAUACACUAUUGUGACCAUGCAGCCCUAUACUCCGAUGACAAUAGCAUUCAGGAGCCGCCCAUUAUACGUUGCAGCACCAGCAGUCAAAGUAACCUAGAUGUAAUGCUGGCCGAAGGGGGACUGGACGAGGGAGAGGAGGAGGAGGAUGAAGGAGAGCUGGGCAUUGGGGUGGAGGCUAGAGAGUUGGGUGUCGAGGCAGAUGAUGAUGAAGUGGCCAGUGGCUCAGCCCAGGCUCAGCGUCUAUAUGCUCCGUCAUCGAACCCAGCAUCUGCCUCUGUUAGUGGAGCCUCGUUCAAUCAUCAGCUCACUGCAGAUAUGUGCAAUUAUAAGAACUCCAAGAGUCGUCGUCUGGAAUACUCGCUCAAGUGUCUCAAAUAUGGUCGUAGUAAUCCGUCACAGGAUUCAGCAUUUGGUUCGCUCACUGAUAACGAUUUGUCGAUUGGGUCAUCAAGCAUACGUCUAAGCAGUUUCCAAUCCAUCUCGUCACCGAUUGAUGAAGGAGUUGAGGAUAUUAUUAUUGCCACAACAACGGGAGGCAAUGAAACUUGCCUUGAAUUGGCAACCAUACCCCGUAGUAUGGUCUCACAGGAUUCGGCCAUUUCUUCGCCAUGUCGUGAGAGUUCUCCAAGCAAUUUUCUGCACAUUGAUGAUGCCAUGUCCGGUUCGGGUUCCACCUCUUCCGGUUCUGUCGGCUGUGGCUCAUUGGGCAACAUGCGACCCCAACAGUUUCCUGUAUCCCUUUCACCAAAAAUUCUAGUCACAGCCACUAGUAAUUCGAGCAGUUCUUCCCUGGCAUCGACAGGGAAUCAGGGUCAACGGGAGCAACAGCACUCACAGAAUCCCACCCAACAGCAACAGUUUGAUCCGCCCAAGAUACUGGUCAAUGAUCAGAAUUCCAUAUAUACCACAUCGCCAUCAAAGAGAUCUGGCAUGAUUGAGGUCUUUUCCCAAAAGUAUAGGGUCAGCUCCUUUGAGGACAUGUCGCCCAAGCGUAAUUCGGAUAAGCAGCACUUGAAGCAUGUGAAUCGUAUGGCCUUCCGCUCUCUGGAGGAAGAGCGACGCAUCGAUAAUGCUUUCAUGCCGAUGGCCGAUCGAACACAUUCUGAUAAUCGCGUCAAUAUGCAGAGCGAAAAGUAUAAGAAGUUGACUCAUGCCUCGUUUCGGAUCAGCAAGACAUCGAGUCAGGAUUCGCCCACUAGUGCCACUGCCACAUGCAGCAUGGAAAUGCAACGCACUGGACGCCAGACUUUGUGGCGAGAUAGUAAAUUUUAUCGCAAGAAUCGCAUAGCCAAAAGUAAUGAUUCGCUAAUGGAGAACAACUCGCCCCAUUCACCACGACUCUCGCCGAGUUCGCUGCGAGACAAUCAAUACGAGUGCCGCAGCAGCAGCAGCACUCAGGUCAAUGUACGACGCUCAUUGAGUGGCAGCCAACAAAUGCUGAGUGUGACGACAAGUUUUUGUGGCAAUGGCAGUGGCAAUGCGACCACCUCGGGCAGACGCUACUGCAGCUCUAAGAGCGAAGAUUUGGGUGAAUCAUCUGAUUAUUUAAGGGUAAUGGAUGCCCGCAAAUCGUAUUCAGAGCGACAUUUGGUGCGACUCAAGCAAACGGCCAUCAAUAAUACGCACAGUGAGGAUGAGAUGAGCUUCAACGAUGACAAUAAUGCAUCAUCAUCGGCAUCAGUAUCAAGUUCAUCGCAUGCCCAUAGCCAUGGUCAUAUACAGGGCCAUCAGGGACAGCAAGGACAUUGUCAUAACCGGGCGAAUCACCACCACCACCAGCAACAACAUCAACAUCAUCAUCAUCAUCAACAACAACAGGUGACACAUCAGGCGCCUGGUGGUCGCUGGAGCAGUUGUUCCAUUACCAAUCAACUAAAGACGACCAAUAUUAAGACCACUUCGUUGGCCACUCUUACCCUGGCCUGCUGCCAAACGAAUUUAGUAGCCAAAGCUCCCUCCGCUCCAUUAUCAACAACCGCAACAACCAGCACCAACAACAACAGUGGCAACAGCAACAGCAGCAGCAAUAACAGCAGUUACCGCACGCCCUCCAAAUCCAUGGAUCAGGCACUCAAUGUCAGCAGCAGCACCAGCAAUAGCAGCAGCACCAGCAACAACAGCUCCGUGGAUGAAUCACCCUCCAAGCUGACUCCUAGUGGCGCUGAACUCUCUCGCAUCUUUGUCAUGGACAUGGAUGAUGCCACUGGCAGCAAUUGCAGCGAAGAGAAGACACCGCUUUUGGAUAGCGUUGAGAUGUCACCGAUAAGUCCAACUGAACCCAAUCAGCCAGAUCUGGAGAAGCUUUAAGCGACAUCCAAAUACAUUACAAAGUCACAAUUCGCACUGCUUGCCACCUCAAAAUCAUAAUCAAAAUCAAAAUUCUUUCUACCUUUCGAAUUCUUUUAACCCCUCGAUUUCCCUUUUCAACUCUUUUAAAUGCUUUUUUUUUUGCCAACAAAACCAAAUCGUAGAAAUUAGAAUUAGAACUGAUAUAUUUUGUUGAUCUUUGACUCCGGCAAGCAGUGCAUUUUGUUGCCACACACACACAGAGACACACGUAUUGAGCAGCCGAAAUGCAAAGCAUGUGAUAGAAAUACCAAAGGAAAAAAAUACUAAAAGCAUGAAAUGAAAUUGAAAAGGGGAACCACAUCAAGUUAUUGAACUUUUUAAGCAUUAGAUAUGGUAAUGGCAACUAAGAAAUAAGUGUCAAUGAAGAAAGAAAAUAGCAAAAAUUACAAAAAAGUUAUCUUUUUCCAUAAGAAACAAUAUUUUUUCAAUUUAUUUUUAGUUUGCUGUUUCUUCCAAACUUAAAGUAUUCUCUUAUGUCUAAAACUUCUAGAAAUUUUCUGAUUUUGAAACAAAUUUUGUUGAAAUUUCAAGCCUUUUUAAAUUAUGAAAGUUUGCUAAAAGCAAUUUUAUUUUACGACUCUUAGUAUUAUUUUACUUUAAGCUUAAUUCAAAAUUUCGGUUACAAAUUUUUCCAGUGUUUGUCAAGUAAAAUUUUUUAUUGAAAGGGAUAGAAAAAAUGAGAAAUGGCAACGCCGUUGAGAAGUAAAUUCAAAUCGAAUUUUAGUUUUUAUUUUUCAAAAACCAUUUAAAUUGAAACUUGUUUCUUGUCGCCGUAGUGAGAUGUUUUUUAUUUAGGGAUACAUUGUGAUUGCUGGAUGAGUAUGAGUAUUUUUGAUCCUUAACGAGUAGUUGCUCAUUUUAUGAGUUUGCUAAACACACAAAAACUAAACCCAACCCGAAAUCAAGAAAAGUAAAACAAAAAAAUUCGGCU